Parnassius apollo (apollo) is the source of this 1059-nucleotide messenger RNA. NCBI's taxonomy places the organism in Eukaryota, Metazoa, Arthropoda, Insecta, Lepidoptera, Papilionidae. The record is from the annotation of a GenBank genome assembly.
AUGUCAGCUAGUGUGGAUGAAUUGACCUGCAGAUUCGUUGGCAAAAAUGGAAAGAAAUAUGAAAUACAUGCAAAUAUUACUGAAACUUACCCAAACACACCACCUGUGUGGUUUGCUGAUAGUGAAGAUCCUAGUGUGACAAAUGCUGUUCAAAUUCUCAGCAACACACAAGGCAGAGAUAAUCAUGUUAUAAAUCAGGUGGGUAUUUUAUUGAGAGAAUUAUGCAAAUUACAUGGUGUGCCUGAGCCCCCAGACUUGGACUCCUUGUCGCUUCCCGUCCAUCCUGCACCACAACAAAGAGUGCCAAGUGUAACUUCAAAUGGUGCAGAAUCAGGCACAGAGGAAGACGAGGAAAUGGCAGCCGAGGAAGAUGAAUCUGAAGGGGAAGAUGACUUGCCACUGGAAAUGGUUGAUGAAGCUGGCCGUAGUAACAAGGAUGACAUGGAAACAGAGCAUUUAGCAACAUUAGAACGACUGAGACAAAACCAACGGCAAGACUACCUGUCAGGCAGUGUUUCAGGAAGUCUACAGGCCACCGAUAGGCUUAUGAAAGAGCUACGCGACAUUUAUCGUUCCCACUCUUUCAAAAGCAAUAUGUACUCUAUAGAAUUAGUGAAUGAUUCCUUAUAUGAAUGGAAUAUAAGACUACGUUCAGUAGACCCGGAUAGUCCUCUUCACAAUGAUCUGCUGUUGUUGAAGGAGAAGGAAGGCAAGGACUCCAUACUGCUCAACAUUAUGUUCAAGGAGACAUACCCAUUUGAACCGCCGUUUGUUCGCGUCGUUUAUCCUAUCAUAUCAGGAGGUUACGUGCUUGUUGGUGGCGCCAUCUGCAUGGAGUUGCUAACAAAGCAGGGCUGGUCGUCAGCAUACACAGUGGAAGCUGUUAUAAUGCAGAUAGCUGCCACACUAGUGAAGGGCAAGGCGAGAAUUCAGUUCGGAGCCACCAAAGUUGUCACCCAAUCACAGUACAGUCUGGCUCGUGCUCAACAGAGCUUCAAGUGCCUCGUUCAGAUACAUGAAAAGAAUGGUUGGUUCACACCGCCAAAGGAGGAUGGCUAA